Molecule: messenger RNA, 810 nt
Organism: Carassius carassius (crucian carp)
Lineage: Eukaryota; Metazoa; Chordata; Actinopteri; Cypriniformes; Cyprinidae
Gene: hspb12
Product: heat shock protein, alpha-crystallin-related, b12
Exons: 4
Coding region: 39-536 (165 amino acids)
Source: RefSeq, a predicted model, not a curated record
UAUGUUGGCAGAGAGCGAACGUGCUCCUGUCCUGCAUCAUGGCGUGUCGUUACAGCACGAGCUCCGUCCGCUCCUCCAGCGCCGCUCGACUGCACAGCUGCUUCAGAGAGGAGUCCUCCAUCGGCUCCGUCACCGACCAGUCCUGCUGCUGCCACGGUUACCAAGGUGAUGAAGAGUCCUUUGGAGGUAACCAUGGAAACCAUCAGUACACCCGAGCAGAACAGCAGGUCGACUGGAGCCUCGGCGAUAACAUUCAUGGUCGCGGUGGUUCCGGUUCCGGUGUGGGCGUGGUCAGAGCGAUGGGCGACAGCUACUUCCUGUCUGCAGACGUGAGUGGGUUCGAGCCUCAUGAAGUGGUGCUGCUGGCCUAUAAUCAGUGUUUGGUUAUUCACGCAGAGAAGACGGCCGCUGAUGGGACUGUUGCGGGCCGGUUUACCCAUAAAUCUGUGCUUCCCGCAGACAUGGACCCGUUAUCUGUGAGCAGCUCGCUGACCGCUGACAGGAUGUUGAUCAUCAGCGUCAGACGCAGAAAAUGAACUCACCUCUGACCUUCCGGGAUCUCAACACUCCAGACGUUAAGGAUUUAUUUUUAUUUUUCACCAUGUCCCUUUAAUCCAUAUUCUUCCAUUUCUGAUAUUAUCUCAUCUGACUUUAUUUUCUUUAGUGUAUUUCAAUAUCGGAAACACUUCAGCAAUAUUGUAAAAGUCAAGUAAUUCUGACUCUUGAUGGAGAAUAUGAAUUGCAUUGCAAUAAAUACACACUGCAAUACAUAUUUUCUUGAUUAUGAAUGCGUUGAUUAACCACUGCAGA